CAAAAUAGCCAUAGGGUUUAAAGCAGAAGGGCUUUCCAUCUCUGAAAUUGGUUAGCUGGAAUUGUUAGUUGAAUCGAAGAGGUAAACUGCUCUCAACUUCGUAUUCAAUAAUGAUGUUCAAUCAAAUUCGCAGAUUCAAUUUUUACGAUGCAAGAUUAUGUCGCGUUGCUCCUCUCCCAUCACUCGCCAAUUUCCUGCUUCAAUUCAACCAAUUUUCAUCACCACCUGCAAAUGCCCUAGAAUCUAACUCGGUAGACUCGAAUUCAAAGCCAUUCUCUGCUUUUUAUCUGGAAAACAAAUUCAAUUUUCCCCCAAAACGAGCCCUACUUUAUUCCAAGCUCCUCAAAUUUGAUUCCGCUGAAAAACCCCUUUCCGUUAUCGCGUUUCUCAAAAAUCACCAUUUCACCGAUUCCGAAAUCUCACGCAUUGUUAGGAAAUGGCCUUUAGUUUUGAGGCGUACCCCCUCGUCCAAUGUUCUACCCAAGAUUGAGUUUUUCCGUGAUUUGGGAUUAUCAAGCUCACAACUCGUGAAGAUUUUGACAAUACUGCCAAAUGUGCUGGAUAGAAGCUUAGAGAGCCAGAUAAUCCCAUGUGUUGAUUUCCUAAGGAGCUUCCUAGGGUCGGACGAAGAUGUCGUGUUCUCGAUCCUGCGCCACCCCGGUAUUCUUAGGGAGAAUUUGCAGAAGACAAUCUUGCCUAAUGUGGGAAUCUUAAGGGAUGCAGGUGUGCCCGAAUCCCACAUUGUAUCCUUGCUGAGAGCUGAUCCUAGACGCAUAGCUCUUGCUCCCGACACCUUUAGGUUAGCGGUGCAGAGGAUUCUCGAUCUCGGCUUUAGUCCCGACACAAAAGGUUUCAUCACAGGGUUGAAAGUGAUGAGGCAGCUGAGCAAUUUGUCGUGGAAGGAGAAGGUCAGGCAUUACACGAGAUGGGGCUGGUCCGAGGAUCAAGUGCUCGUUGUUAUCAGGAAGAAUCCAAGGAUCAUGUCUGUUUCCAAGAAUAAGAUUACUAAAAUCUUGAAUUUCAUAAUCAACACGAUGGCGUGUGAUGUUUCUGUUUUCAUGGCUAGGCCUGCAAUAUUGGGGCUGAGCUUCGAGAGAAGGAUUGUGCCACGGUGUGCCUUUUACCAAGCUUUGCUGUCAAAAGGUUUAGUCAAGAGCUCGAGCUUUGGCUCGCUCCUAGUCUGUAGUCAUAGCUUGUUUGUUGAGAAAUAUGUGAAGCGUUUUGGGGAGAAAGAUCAUGAGGUCUUAGAGCUAUAUGAGGAAAUUUUUAGUAAAUGUAAAGCUUAGAUUUUUUAUCUGCUUGUAGAACCUAACAGAUACUGAUCACAUUUGGCUUCAUCUGUGUUUUUAUUGUUAUUAAUGCUACAACGACGAGUCUGUGACCCUAGCUGGAA
Messenger RNA from Salvia splendens (bonfire salvia), 1393 nucleotides. RefSeq lists its product as uncharacterized. The record is from RefSeq and is a predicted model, not a curated record. Bases 111 to 1286 code for a protein of 391 amino acids. Gene Ontology annotation, molecular function: double-stranded DNA binding. Gene Ontology annotation, biological process: regulation of DNA-templated transcription. The transcript has a single exon. NCBI's taxonomy places the organism in Eukaryota, Viridiplantae, Streptophyta, Magnoliopsida, Lamiales, Lamiaceae.